Chrysochloris asiatica (Cape golden mole) is the source of this 2562-nucleotide messenger RNA. Its product is annotated as ATP-binding cassette sub-family A member 3-like. Gene Ontology annotation, cellular component: intracellular membrane-bounded organelle; membrane. The transcript is spliced from 17 exons. Gene Ontology annotation, biological process: lipid transport; transmembrane transport. NCBI's taxonomy places the organism in Eukaryota, Metazoa, Chordata, Mammalia, Afrosoricida, Chrysochloridae. Gene Ontology annotation, molecular function: ABC-type transporter activity; ATP hydrolysis activity; lipid carrier activity. The coding region runs from base 1 to 2562 and encodes 853 amino acids. The record is from RefSeq and is a predicted model, not a curated record.
AUGUCUAGUCAUGCUAUCCAACACACUUCCUCAAAAGGCAAAAACAGAAGACUAUCCAAGAACAAGAAUAUGAGUGUAGCCCGAAAUGUCAGCAGAUCAACUUCAAACACUUGGAAUCAAUUUUCUACUAUUAGAUUUAAUACUGGGUUUCCACUUUAUUGCCAGCAAUUUCGUUCCAUGUUGGUAAAAAGGGUACUAUUCAGUUGGCGCAACUGGAAGUUGAUGUUGCUACAAUUAUUGGUAAUUGUGUUUUUCGCAACAUACCUCUUAAAAAUUGUGGAUUUAACUGAAGAGCUAUCUCCCAGAAAAAUGGAUUUGAGUCAAUACGGUCGAACCAUUGUGCCUUACUCGAUUUCAGGAAAUUCGCCCAUGGCUCUGAAUAUCAUAAAGAACCUUGAGACUUUUCUAAAGUUUAAUAAUCAAGAACUUCGGGAGGUGCAAGGUAAUGUCACGAAUUACGUAUUGGAAAGUAAAGAAUGUCAUAACUUCUGCAUCGUUGCAUUUUCCAUAAAGGCUGAGCAAGACAAAAUCAUUUUUACUAUUUUGUUCAAUAAUGAUGCAUACCAUUCAGCUGCAACAUCCCUGGCAGUUUUAGACAACAUUCUCUUCAUGUCACUUAUUGGGCCCAAUGCUUCAAUCACUGUCUCCAACAAGCCUCAACCGCUCCCGCUGUAUGGUUCUAACGUAGUGCCUACAAAUGGAAUACAAAUAGCACUAUGUUUGUCUUUUAGCAUGGCUGUUGUGGCCAGUAGCUUUUGUCUUCAGACAAUGACUGAGAAAAUCUCUAAAGCAAAGCACAUCCAGUUUGUGAGUGGAGUCUACAUUCUGACUUACUGGCUCUCUGCUUUGCUAUGGGAUCUUAUCUGCUUCUCCAUUCCCUGCUGCUUACUGUUGGGAGUGUUCACAUACCGCAAAGUGGAUGCCUUUGUCCUGGAUUACCACUUCCUGGACACAAUGAUGAUAUUUAUGCUGUACGGCUGGUGUGUUGUUCCGCUCAUGUACCUCGGGAGCUUCCUGUUCUCCAGCGUUGCUGUUGCCUACAUCAAGCUCACCCUAUUUAAUUACUUGUCAACGGUUGUCAGUAUCAGCAUUCACACCAUAGUACAACACUAUGGUAAGGACUUGCCACCGUUUGCUCAAACCAUGAUAUCUAAUUCAUUAAUGGUACUUCCUAGCUACAACUUUGCAAUGUGUAUCAGCAAAUUCUUUGAUAAUUAUGAGAUAAAAAAACAAUGUUCCAAGAAAUUCCAAAUUGUCUACCUGGACUGCAGAAAUGUAUUUACUGAAAAGAAUGUCUAUAGCUUUGAAGAACAUGGUAUUGCAAAGUUUUUGAUUGCAUUGGCCAUCAUGGGCUUAUUUUUUCUCCUCUUGAUUUUAUGUCUGGAGUUUUCAUUCUGGAACCUGAAAAUCUUUCUCUUAAAUAAAAUUAUUCCUAAUGUCUUCCAGAUAUUCAUGAGAGUUAACAAGGUGAACACAGGUAGGAAUGACAUCAUGUCCAGCACUGUAAUUGAGGAAUCUGAGGAUGAAGAUGUCGAAAAUGAAAGGAAGAAAGUUCUGGCAGUGUCUCAUACAUUGCAAAAUACUCCACUGUUUCUUAAAGAACUUACAAAGAUUUAUUACAAGUGUCCGGUCAUAACGGCUGUGAGAAAUAUUUCACUUGUAGUCAAAAAGUCUGAGUGCUUUGGAUUACUUGGAUUACAAGAAGUUGGAAAAACUGCUACCAUUAAAAUGUUGACUGGCGAGGAGCCCAUCAGCUCUGGAGUUGUGUUCAUUGAUGGCAUUAACAUAACUGAAAAUAUCAGAGAGAUUAGGUCAAGAAUUGGCUAUUGUCCUCAGUCCGACCCCUUAUUGAACUACAUGACAGGUCGGGAAUUGCUACUCAUGUAUGCCAGGCUGUGGGGGGUCCCUGAACCAGACAUUUAUGCGUAUGUUGAAGACUUUUUGUAUUCGAUGCACCUGGAGACCCAUGCUGACAACUUUAUCCACACAUAUAGUAAAGGAAGCAAACGUAGACUGAGUACCGCUGUUGCCCUCAUGGGAAGACCUUCAGUUAUCUUCCUGGAUGAGCCAUCUACUGGCAUGGAUCCAGCGACCCAACACCUUCUGAGGGACACAAUUACACAGAUUUGUAAAACUGGCAAAGCUAUCAUUAUCACAUCCCACAGCACGGAAGAAUGUGAGGCCCUCUGUACCAGGCUAGCCAUCAUGGUAAAAGGGAGGUUCAUGUGCCUAGGCAGUCCUCAGCACCUCAAGAAAAAAUUUGGUAAUGUAUAUACCCUGAAAGCCAAAGUUGAUGUGAAGAAGGACGAAAAUAAACUUAAGGAUUUCAAGGAAUUUAUUGCAACAACUUUUCCAGGUAAUAUAAAAUUUCAAAGAUUCCAUGGAAUUAUUGACUGUUUCAUCCCCAGCAAUGAAAUUAGCUGGGGAAAGGUGUUUCAUAUUUUGGAGGAUGCUAAGUUGCUAUUCAAUUUAGAAGACUAUUCGGUCAGUCAGAUAACACUGGAACAAAUCUUCCUCACCUUAGCGAACAUCGACAAGAUGGAAACCGAUGAGAAAACCUAG